Malaya genurostris is the source of this 649-nucleotide messenger RNA. RefSeq lists its product as uncharacterized. The record is from RefSeq and is a predicted model, not a curated record. The coding region runs from base 83 to 475 and encodes 130 amino acids. The transcript is spliced from 4 exons. Lineage: Eukaryota; Metazoa; Arthropoda; Insecta; Diptera; Culicidae.
ACCAGAUUUAUCUAAUAAACCAAUCUGUUUUUCUGGUGUAUAAAAAGAUUCGCAAUAUGAGGCGACACGUAUCAUUGUUAGAAUGGAACGUCGAAGCUAUACUUUGUUUUUGUUUGCGCUAAUUGUACUUUUAGGUACAGUCUUGGCAACCAAUGAAAUAACUCAAAGGGUCAAGCGAAGUCCACAAAUGCCCGACAUACCACCACCACCAAGUGAUUUCCCGAGACCACUGAUAGCACUUCAACGGAUGAUUAGACAACCAUCUCCUCAAGGACCGCCCGAGGAGGAUAUUCCUCCUCCACCGGAAGCAGAGAACCUCCAAGUGCAUCUCCACCGCCAGACACGUGCUGCAUCUAACAUCAAUAUGAAUAGUAAAAGUGAAAUAGGAAACAGCACACCUAUGUUAAUGGAAGAAGCCCGCAAAAAACGCGAAGCACGUGGAACAGGUGCAAAACUUCCUAACCGUGGAGGAUAAGCAUCUACAAGCUUAUCCCAACAUGGAUAAUAAAAGGGUGCUAUUGUUUCUAUAUAUUAUGCUGUACUUCCUUGCAUAAACGACACAUAAAAAGCACUCCUAACGGACAAAUUUUAAGAAAAAAUAUAGUUUACUGAUAUUGGAAUAAACUUACUUUUUGAACUUUAUGAAAAA